AUGCCCUCCUCGUCCACCAUCUCGUCUUCGGACAAGUCCAAGGUCAAGUCGGCCAUCCCUUCUUCCAGCAACAAGAUCAUCAUGGCUACCGUCGGUCGCGUCUAUGCCGCUCAUCCAGCUCCAUCACAAUGGAGUUACGCAGGUGUUGAGGGUGCCAUCGUCUUUGUUCGUGACCUCGUCAAAGCCACCUUUUACUUCAAGGUGGUCGAUCUCAAAGGCACCCGCGGCGUCAUCUGGGAGCACGAGUUUUACGAGGGCUUUCAGUACAACCAAGACCGCACCUUCUUCCACUCAUUCGAAGGCGAUGAGUGCUUGAUCGGCUUCUCCUUUGCAGACGAGAGCGAGGCGAGCGACCUCUUCAAGAAAGUUAACAAUCGCUCCAAGUAUGCCAAAUCCAAAUCUAGCUCUUCCAGUUCCAAGAAGAAGAAGGCCAGCUCGAGUGGAAAGAUCGACAAGUCGAUGAUCGGCGCGCCCUCAGGCUUCAAGCAUGUAGCUCACAUGGGCUUCUCGGCGGAGCACGGCUUCAGCUCGGAGAACGUCGACCCAACUUGGCAAGCGCUCUUGGAGCAGCUCGGCAGUCUCGGAAUCAGCGAAAAGGACAUUCGUCAGAACGAGAGCUUCAUCAAAGACUUUGUCGGCAAGCGAGGCGGUCCAGGCGCUGCUGCCAAGCCAGCCGCUCCUGCGGCUCCAAAAGCAAAGAAAGUCCCGCCUCCCGCCCCGACCAGCAAGCGCAAGGCGCCGCCCCCUCCUCCCGCACCCCGGUCCCGCCACGCUGCUACAGCGUCCACCGCCUCGGCAUCAUCAGUUGCCCCGCCACCACCACCACCGCCUCCUCGCUCAGGUGCGGGAGCUGCAGCUGUUCCACCUCCGCCCCCUCCGCCACCCUCGCGCGCUCCAGCUGGAUCCAGCGCACCACCGCCCCCACCGCCUCCGCCCAUGCGGCCCGCAGCAGGCGGCGCCGCCCCUCCGCCUCCGCCACCUCCACCGCCUAUGGGUGGUAGUGGUGGCCCACCUCCCCCUCCCCCGCCCCCUCCCGCAGGCAGUUCGGCGCCUCUGCCGCCACCUCAGGAUGGCCGCAAUGCGCUGCUUGCAUCCAUUCAAGGUAAGAGCGUGCACAAUCUCAAACGGACGGAUGCCUCUGCCCCUCCUGCGCCAGGCAGGGCUGCGGUCGCUGGCGGUGUUGCUGGUGCUGCUGUUGGUGCCGGAGCUGCCGCUGUUGCAUCGGGUGCCGACUCGCCUGACGCCGGUGGAGGUGAUGGCGAUCUCGCCAGUGCUCUUGCUGCGGCUCUCAGUCAGCGCAAGGAGAACAUGGGUGACUCUGACGAAGAGGGAUCUGACGACGAUUGGUGA
Messenger RNA from Kalmanozyma brasiliensis GHG001, 1350 nucleotides. RefSeq names its product WH1/EVH1. Lineage: Eukaryota; Fungi; Basidiomycota; Ustilaginomycetes; Ustilaginales. The record is from RefSeq and is a predicted model, not a curated record. The coding region runs from base 1 to 1350 and encodes 449 amino acids. The transcript has a single exon.